Molecule: messenger RNA, 2026 nt
Organism: Dendronephthya gigantea
Lineage: Eukaryota; Metazoa; Cnidaria; Anthozoa; Malacalcyonacea; Nephtheidae
Product: CUB and sushi domain-containing protein 3-like
Exons: 9
Coding region: 222-1742 (506 amino acids)
Source: RefSeq, a predicted model, not a curated record
UUGCAUUGGAAGUUGCAAGAAAAAUUGCACCGUGUAACAUGGCCUUAAUUCAAUCUCAAUCGUCACCUGCGGCUGCUUUCGCCAGCAGAUAUUGUUUGCAGGGCAUGCGGAAGUUCUCCUUCGUGUGAAUUCGUGUACCUAAAGAUCAUAUUUCAUAAAAGUUUUAUAUUAAACGAUCCGAAUUGUUAACAAACGUAGUCAAACUCUGAUAAGUUCAAUACAUGUCUGCAUCAAUUGCAUUUGUGUUGUUCGGUGUGGUAUUGCCUACCCUCGUACAAGGUCAAUAUUGUCCAAGGACGAUCAAAGAAGCCAACAAUUACUGUGCACCAGGAUGUACGCCUUUUAGGGGUUGUUCUUCCAGCAGAAGAGAAUGUAUAUGUGACGGAGACUGUGGUUAUAGUUGUAUCAAGAGAGGUUUGAGAUGCAAGCAUCCGGAACCCAGGACUCUCGCAAAUGGCAAGAUAGUCGUUAAGAGUCGAAAGUUUAACGACACAGCAAUUUUCACAUGUAAUCCAGGAUUUCUGCUUUCUGGUUCCAGUGUAAGGACGUGUCGUGGAAUGGGAACCUGGGACGGAGAAGAAGCCAAAUGUGGAAAAAACUGUGUUGAUCCCGGAGUCUCAAGUAACACUUUACGACGUGAGCCAAUCAGAAACACGAGCGAAGCGUUUAGGUUAUCAGAAGUACUACACUAUUAUUGUAAUGCUGGAUAUCUUAUCGAGGGAAAAGACAGUAUAACAUGUCAAGCAGAUGGAACAUGGGACGGCAAGACACCGCAAUGUUAUCGUGUAUCGUGUCCCCCACCAAAGCUUCCUGCUAAUUCUGAAGUUUAUUAUCCAUCUUGGUUUACCACAUCUCAAGGAGCCAAACAUAACAGUCGCAUAUUUCUAAAAUGCAAUCCAGGAUAUAUGAAGUUGGGAUCUUCCCAAGUAAUGACGUGCCACAAUCAAACAUGGAAACUGCCCGCGUCAUUUGAAUGUUUACCAAAAAACUGUGGCGACCCUGGCGUACCAGCAAAUGGCGGCAAGAACGGAUUAAUUUAUAAUUUUAAAAGUAAAGUCACAUUUUACUGCGACGAAUGUUACAAACUCAUCGGUGUUACUUAUCGUGUCUGUAACGCAGAUCAAAAUUGGUCGGACGAACAACCUUCUUGCCAGAGAGUCGAAACCAAAUGCGAAUCAAUAUCGAGCAUUCCAAAUGGCAAAGUUAGUCCCACCGGGAGUACAGAAUGUGGUUCGAAGACCUAUUUUUCAUGCGACAAAGGUUAUAAUCUGAUUGGAAAUUCCCAAAUCUCUUGUACCAAAUAUGGAAAUUGGUCAGAAAAAACACCAAAUUGUAAAAUUGUUUCCUGUGAACGGUUUGCUAUAUCAAAGAUGAUACAGGCUAAUGUGUCUGGUUACGAAUAUGGCUCGACAGCAAAGUUUAAAUGCAAAAGUUCCGAUUACGUUAUGUCAGGAGAGAAUUCUACUCUCUGCAUGGAAAAUGGUAAAUGGUCAAGUAAAGUUCCAGAGUGCCUAGCCCCAUGUCAUGUCCCAAACGAGAAUAUACCGCAGCGAAUCUAUAGAAGUGGCAGCAGAGCAGAGUUGAAGUGUGAGAAAGGCUUCACUGUCGUUGGCACGGUCCAUGGGAGAAUGCCAUUGUGUUCAAAUGGAACGUGGAUAUUCAAAUAUGGGAGGAUAUUCCCACAUUGUGAAAAGCAAACUGAUGUGAGAAAGGAAAGAAUUGAUUUUCAAAGAUCUCAUUAAAAGUACUUUCUGGUAAAACUUGUGAUAAGUGUUAAAGUAGAAACUAAAUGCAGAGAGAUCAUGCAGACAUUUAAAAACUGCUAAUUAAGGAGUUCUAGUAUGCUAAAGAUCAAUUAAUUUUGAUAUCAGGUUUAACGAGCGUACAAAACGCUCAUUUCAUUUUCUGCUGGCUUCCUAAUACAUUAUAUGACAUUGAUGAUUCAUUGUAACCUUCCUCUUAUAAAUAUUUAGUUGUAUACGAAUAUAGAAGACCUCUGAAAAUAUGACAUUCUAAUAAUAUAAUU